Molecule: messenger RNA, 6169 nt
Organism: Drosophila virilis
Lineage: Eukaryota; Metazoa; Arthropoda; Insecta; Diptera; Drosophilidae
Gene: Abca3
Product: ATP binding cassette subfamily A member 3
Biological process (GO): lipid transport; transmembrane transport
Cellular component (GO): membrane; intracellular membrane-bounded organelle
Molecular function (GO): ABC-type transporter activity; lipid carrier activity; ATP binding
Source: RefSeq, a predicted model, not a curated record
UAAUUUCUCACAUCUGUUUUGUAUUUAGUUAUAAAUUUCUCUUGGUUAAAUUGUGCUGUGGGCGUACUUUUCAGUUACCGCUGAGAGUUGGCUUGCAUUUGUGCGCGAGCGUUAAAAGUUUCUAUACAUCUAUUAACAAAUUGGAAAUUAUUAAUAUCUAUACAUAUAAGCAAAUAAACAAGUUAAGGCCCUUUGAGUUAAGCAAAUCAACGGUUACGGAAAGGCAGCUAACAAAAUUGGAUGUUAGACUAUUGUCUUACACGUUUUUGUAUUGGAAUCCAAGGAUAAGGCGAGUUAAAUUAGUUAGCAGCAGGAUAUGAAGGGAUGAGCCAACAUGGGCAAAGUAACCACAUGUGAUAAGUUUUUGCUGCUGCUUUGGAAAAACUGGGUUAUUCAAUUGAAUCACAAAACACAAUUUGUAUUCGAACUGCUACUCCCGGUAUUAUUCAUACUGCUGGUCGCGCUGGUACGUGUCGUAGUUGACGUGGAAAACAUAGAAGAGAAGCACUAUGAGGAGCAAAAAAUCGACAGCUUACAGUUAUUUAAAUCUGAAUUUGAAAAUGGGCGUCGAAUGAAUUCGCUCAUGAACCUACUAACUACAAAGAGUGAAUCCAUAAAAAAGCUAUCCCAAAGUAGACCGCCUAACUUAAGGCUGGUGUUCUCGCCGGUUAAUGAUGAACUGGAGUCUAUAAUGCAAGAUGCGGCCGCAAGCCUGGGCAUGACCGUUUCAGGUGUUGACAAUGCCCAGGAGCUUGAAGGGCAGGUGGUGGCCAAUAAUUCCUUUGCCGGCGUACUAUUCAAUGUAUCCAUGGACAAUUUUGAAUACACAUUGCGUUUUCCAUCAGAGCUGCGGACGGCAAAAGCCGCAAUAUGGAACACGUGGCUAACAAAGCGACUAUUUUUAUCGUCUUAUAUAUCAGGACCGCGUAAUUAUAAUGAUGACGAUGGCGGGACACCUCCGGGCUAUUUGCGCGAGGGUUUCCUGCCCAUACAGAACGCGAUUAGCAUGUCCUAUAUACGAAGUAAGGCGAAAGUUAAAAAUGAUUUGCCUGAGAUUGUGCUGCAGCGAUAUCCGUAUCCGGCCGGGUUAAUUGAUCCAUUUAUAAACGCAAUUAGCACUAUGUUCUCGUUCCUAUUGCUGUUGAGCUUUAUCUAUCCUUGCACGUGCAUUACCAAGUACGUUGCCAACGAAAAGGAAUUGCAACUGAAGGAGGUCAUGAAAAUAAUGGGACUACAGAACUGGUUACACUGGGCCGCCUGGUUUGUUAAGUUCUUCAUCAUGUUCACCAUAUCGAUACUUUUGAUGAUAAUUUUUAUGAAAAUACGUUAUACCGAUGACGUCGCCGUCUUCACCCAUGCCGAUAUAUCUGUGCUGAUAGUUUUCUUCCUCGCGUACAUAACAGCCACCAUUUGCUUCUGCUUCAUGAUGGCCUCUUUCUUCUCAAAGUCCAGCACAGCAGCUGCGGUGACUGGUCUUAUCUGGUUCAUUACCUAUGUCCCGUAUAUGUUCACAUCAGAAACCUAUGAUCUGCUCACUUUAUCCGAAAAGUUGGGCCUGUGUGUUAUAUUGAAUACGGCAAUGGCGUUUGGCGUUGCUAUAAUAAUGCGUUUCGAAGGUACGGGAGAAGGUCUACAGUGGAAUAACCUUUUCAAGCCGGUCAACGUCGAUGACAAUUUAACCGUUGGAUAUGUUAUUAUCAUGCUGCUAAUAUCCGCUGUUCUCUAUAUGCUCAUAUGCUUGUAUGUUGAGCAGAUAUUUCCUGGCGAUUAUGGAGUGAAGCGCAAAUGGUAUUUUCCCUGUACGCGCGUCUUUUGGUGCGGCAAAAAUAAAUAUCAGAGUGUUGAUUAUAUUGACAAUGAACCGGAACAAAAUACUUCGGUCGGCUUUGAGCCGGAGCCUCAAAACAAACGCGUUGGCCUGGAGAUAAAAAAUCUGAAGAAAGUAUUUGAUGGCAAGCUGGUUGUCAAGGGUAUAUCGGCUAAAAUGUUCGAAGAUGAGAUAACCGUGCUGCUGGGCCACAAUGGUGCUGGCAAAACGACCACCAUAUCCAUGCUGACUGGCAUGUUGCCGCCCACUUCCGGCACGGCCAUCAUCAAUGGCAGCGAUAUCUGCACCAAUAUCAAGGGUGCGCGCAUGUCUCUUGGCGUUUGCCCUCAGCAUAAUGUGCUCUUUGGCGAUAUGAGUGUUGCGAAUCAUUUGCGAUUCUUUAGUCGUCUGAAAGGUGCUAAGGGCAAGGCCAUAAAGAAAGAGGUGGACAAGUAUCUGAAGAUGAUUCAAUUGGAGAAUAAAGCUAACACUGCUGCCGAUAAAUUGUCGGGUGGCAUGAAACGCAAACUUUCGCUCUGCUGUGCCCUUUGCGGCGAUACCAAGGUUGUGCUUUGCGAUGAGCCAAGCUCCGGUAUGGAUCCAUCUGCGCGACGACAACUGUGGGAUCUACUGCGACACGAGAAAGCGGGCCGCACCAUUCUGCUGACCACCCACUUUAUGGAUGAGGCCGACGUUCUGGGCGAUCGCAUUGCCAUCAUGUGCGAUGGAAUGAUCAAAUGUAACGGCUCCUCAUUCUUUCUAAAGAAGCAAUUCGGUCCUGGCUAUAGUCUGGUAUGCGUUAAGAAGGCCAAUUGUCAACCGGCUGAGGUGACGGCAAUGCUUAGCAAGUAUAUUCCCGGAAUACGGCCAAAAAGCGAUAUUGGGACAGAGCUGGCCUAUAAUUUGCCCGACAACUAUUCGUAUAAGUUUGAGCAACUAUUCAAGGAACUGGAGAGUCGCACAGCGGAACUGAAUCUGAAUGGUUUUGGCGUGGGCAAUACCUCGUUGGAAGAGGUAUUCAUGAAAAUGGGUGCCGAUGUAACAGUCGAUCGGAAUGAGGAGGAACUGGCGGACAGGUUAAAAGGAGGUGCUGUAACUAAUAAUGUUGACAACGAAUCAAUGAAAUCGGAUGCCGCCCUCUCGAACAAUACUCAACUGUUGCGCGGCAUGAAACUGGUAUCGAACCAAUGGCAUGCUAUGAUCUACAAGAAGGCGAUCUAUUCGUAUCGCAAAUUAUUUUUGCUUAUCUUACAAAACUUUGUGGCCGUAUUCUUUGUGGUACUGACAAUAAUGAUCGCACGUUCGCGUGGUACCAGCCGUGAUCUGCCGGCGAUUAAGAUCGGCCUGGCACAGUAUCCGGUUGCGGUGACUGUCAUGGAACGCGGGCAAGACUUGAAUGCGAAUUCGUUAAAUAAUCGCAUUGCCAAUAAAUACGAAGAGAUGGCACAGUCAUUUGGCCCAGAUUAUACGUACGAGAGCACGGGCGAUAAAUCCUUUACGAAGUACAUACUGGACCUGAGCGCAUCCCUGCAGGUUUGGAUAAACGCACGAUACCUGGCAGCCGCCACCUUUCGAAAUGAUAAAAUAAUCGCUUGGCUGAACAAUCAGCCGCUGCAUACGGCACCGCUCACAAUGAACAUGGUUCAUAAUGCGAUUGCCCGGGAAGUGAUCGGAGAGAAUUCGAAAAUCAGUGUUACCAAUUGGCCGCUGCCCUACAAGACGGAAACACUGCUGCAGCAGUUGCAGAUGGGCUCCAGUCUGGGCACACAGUUGGCCUCCAAUAUAGCCUUCUGUAUGUGCUUUAUUACCGCCUUUUACGCACUGUUUGUGAUUAACGAGCGGCAAUCGCGGGCCAAACUGUUACAGUUCGUUUGCGGCGUCAAGGGUUGGAUAUUCUGGUUUUCACUGUUUCUCUGGGAUUUCAUCACGCUUUUAUUUACGGUUCUGGUUAUAAUUGUCACAUUGGCCUGUUUCCAGGAAAUACAUUUUAGCACAUUCGACGAGCUGGGUCGCAUCGCUUUCGUGCUAAUCAUCUUUACAUUUUGCGUGCUGCCCUUUACCUACGCCUUCUCCUUAUACUUUAAGGACGCAUCGACAGGCUACGCACGCAUCUCUAUAUUUAAUAAUUUGUUUGGCAUAGCGGUAUUCCUUACAUUCGUUCUACUUGCAAACUUUUACGACGACUCAAUUCUAUAUAAAAUUCUGAAUCGAAUUUUUAAUCUUUAUCCACACUUCUCGCUUGCCAUGUGCAUCAACAAGAUAAGCGUAAAUGCUGCCUCGCGAUCUGCCUGCUCCAAGCUUAGCGGCCUGCCGCCCAUUCUAAUCUGUGAGAUGGUGCCAAAUUGCUGCAGCAUCCCGGGUUACUUUGCUUGGGAAUAUCCCGGAGUGUUAAUCGAGAUUCUUACCAUGGUCUGUGUCGGCAUCAUCAUUUUCCUACUGCUCGUGUUAGGCUCAUAUGGCAUACACUUGAACUUCGAAUUUUUAAAGAGGAAACGUCAUCCAGAUCCGCGUACUGACAUGGACGACGAUGUGCUGAAGGAGAAGCUGCGCGUUGAGAACAUGUCUCCCGAAGAGAAAGCCGCCAAGAAUCUGGUUUUGGAUAACUUGGUCAAGUAUUAUGGGCCCUUUCUUGCCGUCAAUCAGGUGUCGCUUUGUGUGGAAGAAAGCGAAUGCUUUGGCCUGUUGGGUGUCAAUGGUGCUGGCAAGACGACUACCUUUAAGAUGAUGACUGGAGACGAGACGAUAUCCUUGGGCGCUGCGUAUGUGCAGGGCCUGAAUUUGAAGACAGACAUGACCAAAGUAUACGACAAGAUUGGCUACUGUCCGCAGUUCGAUGCGCUGUUAGAUAAUUUAACAGGCCGUGAGAAUCUUAAAAUAUUCUGCCUGUUGCGCGGCGUGCGGCCGGCGAACAUCAAAAGUAUUUCCGAGGAUCUGGGCAAGACUUUUGGCUUUACCAAGCAUAUGAACAAAAAGACAAAGAACUACAGCGGCGGAAAUAAGCGUAAACUGAGCGCGGCCAUCGCAGUGAUUGGCUCUCCAGCUAUUAUAUAUAUGGAUGAGCCCACCACGGGCAUGGAUCCAGCUGCACGACGUCACCUAUGGAAUAUUGUGUGUCGCUUACGGGAUGGUGGCAAAUCAAUCGUGCUAACAUCUCACAGCAUGGAGGAGUGCGAGGCACUAUGCACACGACUGGCUGUUAUGGUGAAUGGCGAGCUCAAGUGCAUUGGCUCCACGCAGCAUUUGAAAAACAAGUUCUCUAAAGGUCGUGUACUCAAACUGAAAGUCCGACGCAGUGGAGCACCUCGCAGUCAACAACAACAACCAUACAAAGAGAGCAUGCUCAAAGCGCCUGUCUCGGAUGAAGAUUUGAGGACACCGCUUCCAUACGAGAGCAGCAGUGCGGCGACGCCAGUUGCCUACGAUGGCAGGAGCAGAACAUCAUUGGGCCGUAACGACAACAAUUUCAGGAACGGAGAAAUCUCAAUGGAGCAGUUGCCGGGUACACCGAUUCCCUACUCGGGCAGCAUUGCUGAUAUACUAGAAGCGAGCAGGUCAGUGGAUUAUCUCUCCAAUACACCCAAUAGGCAAAUUGAGGAGGAUGUUGUACUGAGCCCUGAUCAAAUACAGAAUGACAUUGACAAAGUCAAGAAGUUUGUCAGCACCAAUUUCCCAAAUGCCGUUUUGCAGGAAGAAUAUCAGGGCAUGUUGACAUAUUACAUUCCAUUGCAAGGCAUCAAAUGGUCGGAAAUCUUUGGCGUAAUUGAACGCAAUCGGAAUGAUCUAAAUCUGGACGAUUACUCCAUAACUCAGACGACAUUGGAAGAGAUAUUCUUAGAAUUUGCUCAGUUACAGAUUGAGGAUAAACGCAACGUGAAAUCCCGUCGAAAAUGUUGUGGCUGCUAAGUAUCCAGAUAUUCGCGACUAUAUUUACCUAAUAUACCCCAAUGCAGAAACUGCCACCGAAUACUGGGUAGAACUACUGUCGGUGAACCCAAGAGUUUUACAACCAAUACGCUAGGCUAACCAAAAAGGAUUUUAAGAUAGAAACUAACGGACGUAAACGGCAUUGCCUUGUAAAAUUUGUGAUUUAAUAGCGAAAUUAAAGUUAGAAACCGUGUAUAUAAUAGGAACAAAUAGAAGAUCACCACGGUUUCUGCAAAAUAAUCGGUAAAUUAUUAUUUUUUUUUUUUUUUAAUUUUUUUCUAACCAAAGACUUGUUAAAUUUUGUAUAACAAUUUUGCGCUUGGUAACUUUUUAAAAUUUAUACCGUGAGUGUAAGCACAAUUUAUUUUCGGUAGAUUAGUUGUACACAUCCCAAGAAUUUAUUAAACGAAUAAAUCAUACAUCAAUGAAAAACAAUAA